Molecule: messenger RNA, 714 nt
Organism: Haemonchus placei
Lineage: Eukaryota; Metazoa; Nematoda; Chromadorea; Rhabditida; Trichostrongylidae
Source: the annotation of a GenBank genome assembly
AUGUGGCGGUGGGAGGGCCCUCAACGAGUGGUCCUGUUGGCAUGUGGUUCAUUCAAUCCACCAACGCUUAUGCAUAUGAGAAUGAUGGAAGUGGCUCGGGAUUAUUUGGAAAAGCAGUUCAAUUGCACGGUUCUCGAGGGAUUACUCAGUCCCGUCGCGGACUCCUUCAACAAGCCGAAUCUUGCCUCUGCACACCACCGUCUAGCCAUGGUCGAGGCGGCUACGUCGCAUUCGGGAUGGCUUCGAGCUGAUGGUUGGGAAUGUCGACAGAAAUCAUGGACAAGGACGCUUUCUGUGUUGCAACAUCAUCACCAAGAAGCUCAGAAUCGACUGCAAGGAGACGUCCGCCUCGCGCUGGUCCUCGGCGGCGAUGUGGUUGAGUCGUUCACGCGCAUUCUGCCCAAUGGAGAGAACCUAUGGAAUCCGAACGAUGUCCGUGACAUUAUCACAAAAUUUGGCCUGAUCGUGAUCAGACGUGAAGGUGCCGAUCCUGCAGGAACGUUGCGGUCUAUGUCUUGUUUGCGAGACAUUAUAGAUCAAGUACUGAUUCUUGCUGACGAUGUUUGCCCUUGCAGUAUCAGUUCAACGAAUGUUCGAGCUGCAGUGGCGGCUAAGAGAUCGAUAAUGUUUACAACUCCGUUUGCUGUUGUUGAGUACAUACGGAAAGUAGGUCUUUAUUCGAGUAGUAACCAUUGUAAUCAAACAUCAAAGUGA